GAGGAAAUGAAAGAGAGGGCACGAAACCCGAAAACCGCAGAUACAGAGGUGUAAAGGCUGCGAAUAUAAGACAAGAGAGUGAGAUAGAGAGAGCACUGUUCACCAAAAUUUUUUGAAGUUUGAGCUUUAAAACCAGAACCUGAAGUCACAGUGAAUCAAAGAAACAAAGGUAAAGGAGGGAGACGCAUUAAAAAACACAGUUUUGAGAUUGUUUGAGUGAGUGAGAGAGAAAAUCGCUUGUAGAUUUUUGUGUGUGAAGAUAACAUGAGUAAAUGGUCGGGGUUUUCUCUGACUCCACACUUGAGAAUUGAUGAAGGGUUUGGUAGAGAAGACCAAGCUCCUGGUUUCGCUGUCAUGCCUUUGCGUUCUGAUGGAUCUCUUUGUGUUUUUGAUCCAUUUAGACGUCCAUCUAAUGGCGCUUCAGAUUGGAGAUAUGAAAACACUAUGGAUGGAGGUAGUACAAGUGAGGAUGGUCCAAAGCUUGAGGAUUUCUUGGGGUGUUACUCAAACUCACCUUCUAAUGAGACCAAAGCUUAUUGUCAGCAAGAAGAUCACCAGAGUCGUCAAAACCAUGCUAAUAGAAUCAAUGUUGAUCUAGCACCAAGCUUCAACACCAACGGAGAUGUAAAAACUGGGGAGAAUAGUUUCACAAGCCGUUCUUCUUUAAUCCGAAGUUACCAUUUCAAUGACAAUCCACAAACCUCAAUCCCUAGUCACUGUCUUCAGCACUGUGAUUUAAGCCUAAGCCAUAGCCAUAGCCAUGAAAGUGGCAUGAACCAUGUGCCUUUUGAGAGUGCUAGUUCAGUUUCUGGGUUCAAGUCUUGGCUGAGGCAGACGGCGCCAUUUUCUUCUAGUGGGAAUUCUCCAAUUGAAGCAAACAAUAGCAAUUUUCUAUCAUUAUUGCUCACAACGAGUCCUAGUUCUCUGAAUGGAUUGGCUACUAUAUCUCCAUUGCAAGUGGUUGAUAACCGUAAAAGGCCAGUUGUAAAAUCACUUGCUAAAGAACCAGUUUCUCAUAAAUCUAUUGACACAUUUGGACAAAGAACUUCACAAUAUAGAGGUGUAACAAGGCAUAGAUGGACUGGGAGAUAUGAGGCCCAUUUAUGGGACAAUAGUUGCAGGAAAGAAGGACAAACGAGGAAAGGAAGGCAAGUUUACCUUGGUGGGUAUGAUAAGGAAGAAAAGGCAGCAAGGGCUUAUGAUUUAGCUUCCUUGAAGUAUUGGGGUCCAACAACGCAUAUUAAUUUUCCUUUGAACACUUAUGAGAAAGAGCUUGAAGAGAUGAAGCACAUGACCAGGCAAGAAUUUGUAGCCAGUUUGAGAAGGAAAAGUAGUGGGUUUUCAAGAGGAGCUUCUGUGUACAGAGGAGUGACAAGGCAUCAUCAACAUGGAAGAUGGCAAGCUAGAAUAGGAAGGGUUGCUGGAAACAAGGAUUUGUACCUUGGAACAUUUAGUACACAAGAAGAAGCUGCCGAGGCCUAUGACAUUGCUGCAAUUAAAUUUAGGGGUGCCAGUGCUGUUACAAAUUUUGGUAUAGGAAGGUAUGAUGUGAAGAGAAUUUGCUCAAGCUCCGAACUCAUUGCUAGUGACCAAGCUAAGCGUUCAUCAAAAGAUUCGGCUCCGGUGGCCCUCGAGGAUUACAAUUCUUGUGCUUCAUCAACAUCUUCUCAGCCCCACCUUGCCAUAGCAAGCAGUGAAGCCUCCCAUGAAUUGACUGACGUGAUGUGGAGUGAAAAUACAGGGGAACAUCAACAGCAACAAAGUGCUAACAACAAUAACAAUGGUGUAACUUUGGUGGCUUCAAGUAGCAGGAAUCCCUCCAAUGCUGCUAGUCCAAAAUGUUCAGUUGGCUUAGCUAGUGAUUUUGGCCUUGGCAGCGAAAGCUAUUCUCAGGGCUACUUUCCAUUGCAGGGUGGAAAGCAUCAAGUCCCUAUGUUUGCAUUGUGGAAUGAUUGAAAAAUAGUAAAUGAAGAUGAGCAAGAUUUGAGAACUCUAUAUCAAAUAUAUAGUAAUUAUCAUUAUAAAAUGAUUUAGAACU
Populus euphratica (Euphrates poplar) is the source of this 2038-nucleotide messenger RNA. Its product is annotated as AP2-like ethylene-responsive transcription factor AIL1. Gene Ontology annotation, biological process: regulation of DNA-templated transcription. The transcript is spliced from 9 exons. Lineage: Eukaryota; Viridiplantae; Streptophyta; Magnoliopsida; Malpighiales; Salicaceae. The record is from RefSeq and is a predicted model, not a curated record. Gene Ontology annotation, molecular function: DNA-binding transcription factor activity; DNA binding. The coding region runs from base 265 to 1956 and encodes 563 amino acids.